Leishmania mexicana MHOM/GT/2001/U1103 is the source of this 7854-nucleotide messenger RNA. RefSeq lists its product as hypothetical. The transcript has a single exon. The record is from RefSeq and is a predicted model, not a curated record. The coding region runs from base 1 to 7854 and encodes 2617 amino acids. Lineage: Eukaryota; Euglenozoa; Kinetoplastea; Trypanosomatida; Trypanosomatidae. Gene Ontology annotation, biological process: regulation of Arp2/3 complex-mediated actin nucleation; cell migration. Gene Ontology annotation, cellular component: plasma membrane; lamellipodium.
AUGUCUUCUGGCGGUGGCACCGCAACCCGCUCCGCCCGUGCUGUGACCCUCUGCAUCCCUGCGGAGACGAAGGCACAGGAGGAUGGCAAUGCGGCAAGGCGGACGCGAAGAUGCGUGGGCUUGUCUGUGCGUAACACUCCAUCUGCUGCCGUGGCUGCAACGCCCUUCAUCAGCGAUGUGUGGGCGCAGCAGGAGCGACGGAACCAAGCGCUGCGGCGCGGUGACCGCGAAUCCGCUGAGGAGGCGGAGGCCACCGCCGACGUGACUUGCAGCAGCUCCCCCGCAUCCGUCAACCACGCAGGAGCUGGGGAGAAGGAUGGGAUGGAUAGCGUUACUGAUCCCAUGGCGGUUCGACACCCUACCCUGCGCUCCCUCACGGAGGAGUACAACCGCCUCUCCACGGAGGACACCGUCGGCUGGAUUGGACUGCAGGUGCACCUACGCCGCCACACGCAGGCUAGCCAGAUCUUUGCCCUGGACCUGACGUGCUGCCACAUGCGUCGCGAUCAAUGGACGUGGUUUACCCAGGAUAUCCUGCCGCAGCUCCGCGCGCUAGAGGUGCUGCGCCUUGUUCAGAUGGACUUGGAGGACGACGAGGUGGCGGAGCUGGUGCGUGGCAGCUGUGGGCUGUCCGCCGCAGCCGACGGCCGCCGCAGCGCGGGUCGAAGCUGUCAGCAAAGCUCUUUGUCUGCAGGUCGCCACAGAGUGGAUAGCAGUGGAGGCGGCAGUGGCAGCGGUGACCCCACCCUGCAGUCCGCCCCACUCGCACACCUGCGUGUGCUGGACCUCAGCGGCAACGCCUUCACUCAACGCAGCUGCACGCAUCUGGGCAAGAUGAUGCUGUGGAUGGCGGGAACUCUGGAGGAGGUGCGCCUGCUGGGGAACCCGCUGAAGGACUACGGCAUGCGGACGCUCUCUGUCUACGUGGCGAAGUUGAAUCUGGAGGCACUCGAGCAGGACCCAUCCCUGUUCCCUGCUGCACUGCGCAGUUACUGCGCGCAGGUGAGCCAGGCGUGUGGCCGCGGGCAUGGGAGGCAGGGCCAGAUGGCAGGCCCAGCGCCAUCGUCUCCGCAGCCGGUCGCCGUUGCCGGCGUCGUGCACGCUGGGUACAGCGAGGACGAGAGCAGAGGCGAUGCCCACCGUUUGGUCGCGGAGCUGCCUCUUGGACCUGUGCUGCUCGACCUGCGCGAUUGCCGUGCCUCGGCACGCGGUCUGUCCGACAUACUUGCCGCUGCCAGUCGUGCGCACCGUCUGCGCACCCUCGUGCUUUCGCACAACGUUGCUGGUGUGACAUCGCUGCUGCCGCUGCCGGCAAGCGCGUACCACGAGGGCGUCAACCUUGCCAAAGAGGAAGCGAUGGAGUCCGAGGAGAGGGAGGCGCGUGCGAGAAGCGGGGAUGGCCGCGGCCCCCUACCCCGACUCCGACCAUUACCGUGCCGGCUGAGGCUGGCCAAGACCCCGCUCGUCUACUCUGGCGCCCUCAUGCGGCGCCAGCACACCGCCUUCAGCGACGUGUCUGGGUUCGCCACAUCGUGUGCUCUCUCCACACUCGUCCUUUAUGGUGUCCCGCUUAGCCAGACCUGCUCGCCUCUGGGAUUCCGCGAGUUGCUGCUCAAUAUCUUCUUCAGCUGUCCGCUGCUCGACCUGGUCGACCUCUCCGAUACGUUCGAGUGGUCUUUGGUGCCACCAGAGGCACAGAGGGCGCUCUUGGCCGCGGCGAAUUGCAGGGACGCGGUCGAGCAGCGUUUGCGCAGCCCUGGAUCCCAGCGAGGACUUCACGUGCGCCGCGAGAAUCAAGGUGAAGUCGAGUUCAGGCUUGACAGCACCACCGUGAGUAAUCAGACACGGCUUGGCGACAUCUUUGGCGAGCUGAUGGCGCACGUGGCUUUCAACGCGGUGGUGCGGCGCCGUCUCCCACCGGCCGCUUUUCUGCACGUACGUGAGUUGCACUUGAGCAACACCGGUCUGACGGACGCUGGCGCGCGUGGUCUAUGCGUGAGCGUGCGACGUGGACGGACGCAGACGGGCAUGUUGGCAUCUUUGGCGGUGCUGAACCUCUCUGACAACUUGCUCACCGUGCGCGGAUGCGUGCGGGUAAUCGAAACCUUUCUCUUGGACAGCGACGCUGAGGCUGAUGGAGAUGCGGCACGGAGCUGCCCAGCGUCGUCUGCCACCACGUCCACUGCCGGUAGGCUUGCUGUAAUCGCCCACUUAACCGCCUUGGCGCUGCAGCGCAACUCUGGCUUUGUAAGCACCAGAAGUGAUGGCACUGUCGACGGCGUCAAUGGACUCCGUGACGAUGGCACGGGGCAUCUGCAGCAGGUGUGCAUGGCGGCAGAGACGGCGGUGCUGCGGCGCGCCAGAUUGCGAUCCGCCGUGUGCUCCAAUCAGGCUCAGAGGAGCAGCACCAGCAGCGGUGCGGCGAAUGCGAACGCUGCGACUCAGGAAGAGCGGGCGCCACCUUUGACAGUGUACUUCAGCGCGCCUCCCUCGGUGGAAGCGACGCCGUCCAUCAGCAGCAGCGGCGUCGGCGGCCAGCGUCGACCAUCGGCUUCCGUACCGUCAAAGGCGAGCGUGGACGUUUUUUAUGCUGGCUGCGAUGAUGACGACGACGUGUACUGCACGUGCCCGUGCAGUCGCUUCUAUGUGCCCAAGCCUGCAUCGGCCCAGGCUGUGGAGAGGGAAGAUACCAACACCAAUGGCCCGCCCUACUUCGCGCAGCAGAAGCCGUGUUCAUCAACCGAAGUUUCACGUGCUCUGGUCGACACGGCGACCGCAUGCAAAGAUCAAACAGCCUCAGGGUUGGCAGUGCCGGAGGUGACCCGCGGCCGCUGCGGCGCUCUCGGCACUGAUGCUGCUCCUGCUGCUGGCGAGAAGCAGCAACACCACGCACAGGUCGGUCCUCAGCGCAACCUUUUCGCCGCACUGGGUGCGCCGCGCGCUGCCGCCGCUGCCGCCCCCGCGGCAGGUGGCGAGAGCCCCAACGGACUGGUCAACACGACGCCGCUUCACCAUCUGCGAAAUUUUACAAACGACAUAGAGGCUGCUGCCGCUGUCUCCGCCGCUUCAGUCUCUUCCUCGUUCUCUCCUUUUGUACCACCGCCGCCGUCCGACUCUACAUCUGAGGUGGCGGCAGCGCAGCGCAUCUCAGACUUGGCUGCCGCUGGCGUCGGUCCCUGCUUCGUGCCGCCGCAGCAUCAACAGCAGACGGCCUUGCCGUCAGGUCGCGAAAGCGGGCUCGCGGUGCCCGGUGGGUCGUCUUUUGGUGCGCUCUUUAUGAGCAAGGCAGAGGCAACCCCACCUGUGACCUUGGGGGCGCCGGCUGGCGUUGUCCUCGCCGACGCAGCGGCUGUGGUGCCUGUGGUCGCGGACGUCGACGUGGGCGCGGGCGUGAGCGACACCCUUGUGUCAACCACCGCCAAUGCAAGGCGCUUGGGUGGCCGACGUGCGAGACUGCGGCGUACUCGCGCCUUUGUGCUCUCCUAUGACCACCCAGCGGGACAUCUGCUCUGUCGUGCUCUGGGUGUUCUGCUGCGACCAGCGCCAGACCCUCUCGGCGAGGGAGCCCGUACUGCACUCGAGGAGGACCUGCUAGCGGCACUGAAGCGCAGAUGGGCAGCCUCUAAAACGCGCUCGACCUCUGAGCAGGGGGACGACGAGGGUUGUGGUGACGGCGGUGGUGCAGGCACGGCCGCGAGCGCCACCACCGCGGCGGAGUCGGUUCGCUACCUUCCUCCUGGGCUGCCCUCGGCGACCGUGGCGGAUGGCGGCGACUCGAGCCAGCGGGGGGCAGAUGCGCACUGGAUGCGCUUCGAGGUGACGACAAGCGAGCGGAAAGGGGACAUGGCGCAGCUGCUACAUGAGGUCCUGAACGUGCCGCUGUCUGAGCAGCGUGCGGUCUUUCAGCGACUCCUGCAGUUCCUUAGUCAGCACGUCACGUGUGGUGAGGAGCCGCAUGACGAGCCGAGAGCGGAGGACUUAUGGGAUCCGGUGCGUGCGAUCGAGCAAGCUGCGCGGUCAUCCGCGGCGGUGCGGGCAAGGCUCGAGAUCGCCUACGGCGGAGUUGCUGAGGCUGCAGUGCACGCGUGUCAUCGGUACUACGGCGCUGCCGAUGCGACACUCGUCCCAAUCAGUGAUGCCGGUGGUGGUGCUGCAGCGGCAACGGCUGGUUCACUGGAGGGGACCGACGGCACAGAGGGUAUCGUGCGCCUCCACCGCCUCUACUUUCCCUUGUGGAGAGAACUGGGAAUGCCAGUCGGCGACACAGCGCCGGAUGCACUGCCGCAUGCGCCUGCCUCUGUGUGCAUCAAGGAAAUAGGAGCGGAGACGCUGACCGGCAGCGAUCGACGGCCUGACGUGCUUGACAGGGCAGCUGAUGGCGGCGGCCUUUACACCUCUUUCUCCACCCCGCACAACAUCCCUUCAUGUCGAUCUUCGGAGGCCGCCGUCGCACUGUUACCGCAGCCGUCCGCCGCGACGCAUCAGCCGCGACCUCAUGUCAUCAACUUUUACGACGGAGUGGGUGGGGAGUCGAAGCUAAGUCAGCGGCAGAGCUUACCAGCAACCCUGCGACAAGGGCAAUGCGCCUGCGCCUUUGCACCUGCCGCCGCUGCUGGCGGCGAUCAAGGCAGCGCGAAGUGGACGACGAGGGGGCGCGAGGGAGCAGAGAGGGAGGAGGGCGAUGAGGGGACGUCGGUAGACUCGACGAGUGUGACCACGCCUGAGAAGCAGCUCAACCACGCCCACUGCAUCGAACUCGGUAGCGCCGCUGCGGCGCUCUCGCCAUCGCCAUUGGCGCUGGUCAAUUCGAAUGCAGAGGCGCCGCAGCGAGACUCCCCGUCGGUGGAAGUGGUGCUCGCUGACAAGCUCACGAGGCCGUCGCCGCCAGCGAAGACGCGCGAUGCGGCCGGUGCUGUCGUGGCACCGCCACUCACUCCGCAGCAUCACGUCUCCUGUGCGUCUCUUGGGGCUGCAGUGGAAGAGGAGAAGGAGCAGCAGCACGUGGACGACUUCAAUGCUGAAAGGAAUGCGCUCCGUGCCGUGACCUCUCGACUGCUCAUUGACAAGUGCAGCGACGAGGAGCGAAGCGGCAGUAGCGGCAGAACUGGAAGCCCAGCGAGGAGUGGCGGCACCCUGUUGUCACAGCCACAGCAGGAACAGUCUGAGGGGUGCCAGCGAACUCAGCCCCAGCCGGUUCACGCUGGCGCUACGGGUGUGCAAGUAGAGGAAGUGGAGGGCGAGGAGGACAUCGCCGCUGUGUCUCCGAUCCGAGUGCAGCGCCGUUCCAGCCAGCUAAUCGGCCGAGUCAAGACCUUCACGCUCUCCUACACGCACCAGGAGGGGACGGCGGUGUGCCGCGCGUGGCGGCUGCUCCACACCACUACGCACGUGUGCCGAAGCGGCAGCGCCAACUCUAACAACGGCUCGAGUGUCGCACCCGCAGACGCCGUGGCACCAAUCGCGCCGUCUUCCUCGCUGUCUCUUGCAACCCUGGCGAAGGAGGCUCAAAGGUGUCUGUGUGACGACUUCCUAGCAUUCCUGCAGCCACCCGACGAGGACGCUGAGCAUGCCGUGCUGUCUGUGUCGCUGCACUGUGAGAGCGGCGUGGCAACAGCAAUGCUUCAGGUGCAGGUGCAGACGAACGAGCGCCGCGCCGUUCUGGCGGACCGGCUGCAGCACAGCAACCAUGGCGUCCGUCGCGGUGUUGGACGCGGCAGCCGCAGCGGCUUGGUGCCGCUCAGUGUGCAGGAGGUGGACCGGUUCUACUUUCCACGUUUGACACGUCUGCUUCGCCAGUACAAGACCGUCGCCGACACGGCGGCGCAAGUGCAGGCCUUCUUGAAGCCGCGAGCGGCAGUGCAGACUCGUCUUCUGCAGAGCUACGGAAACGUCGCGGCGCUUGUGCACUACUAUCAUGGUAGCCAGGCUGCGCUGGAACACGAGCUGGGGAUCUCGUCUUGGCAGGUGCUCAUGGACCCGGCGCCACCGAGCACUGCCAGAGCGGAACAGCUGACGGAGGAGGUCACGUCCCCAACGGUGGCGGUGGACCGGGUGCUGGGACACGAGAGGGCCGCGGUGGAGGGCAACCAAGGCGGCAGCGCGCCACCAGAAGGCAGCGCCUCGAGAGGCAGAGGCGACACCGGUGGGGACGCGCCGGGCAUCUCCUUCCCUCAAGGAGCAGACGUGACGACCAGCUCACCACCGCAGCCGUCUCGCCCCACCUCAGCCGAUGGCAGUGUUACGGUUGCCACUAACCUGCAGGGCCGUCCGCCGCCCCAUCCACGCCGUCUGCCUACGCCGCCGCACGCCAUCACGCACACCAGCAGCAUCUCGUUCGAUGAGGUAACAGAGGAGCCCACGAGCGAGGCAGGCCCCGUUGUGGUGCUGCGGGGCAUGUCGUCGACCCCAGCCCCGCGCUCGCCUUCCAGCCCGCAGUCUCUCAACCCGCAGUACUUCCCUGCCGUGUACCGGCAAGCGGUCUCCACGACGCUGCCGUCGCGCACCGUCGUCGAGGACGUGCCGGGAGGAAGCGCUCUGAACGCGCCAGGUGACCGGCCGGACGGGGGCUCCGACACUGGAUUGGUGUCGCCCCUGACGGCUGUGUCCAGCGGAGUCGGGUCACCAACCUCGAAGCACCUGGGCUUGUGUCUCGAGCAGCCGGCGGCGACAGGGACGGUCGCUGCAUCGGAGAAUUCGCUCUCUCCUAUGCCCGUGCCAAACCUUGUGCGGCAGCCCACUGAAGGCAUGGAUUCGGCGGCGGCACCGGCCGCAAAGAAGGGAGACGGCAGCACGCAGUACAGACGCAGCGACGCCAGCGGUAAUCCGAACACCGCAGCCGCAUCCGCAUCGUCGUCCUCACCAUCCGUAAUGCCGACGUCUGAGACGAGGCCCGUUGGCGGCAGUAACGCGGCUGUUUCGCCGGUGCCACUGCCUCGGCUGCCGGUAGAGAACGCCUCUUCGCGGUCACUGGAACCGACCCCACGUCACCCUGGUGCGGCGGCUGGCGCGGGCAGCUCUAGCUCCGUCGUCGGGUUGGACCGAUGCAAGUCAGAGUAUGAUCGCGUGCUGGAGGGCAAGUACAAGCGUCUAAUGAGGGUCGCCUACGACGGGGUGGCCCGUGGCAGUGUCCCGCUAGACCCUCAGCAUCAGCAGAAGACCGUCAUUGGCCGUGGCAAGUGGGGCACGCAGAAGGUGGAGCUGUCGUUGGAGUGGGAGAUCUUGUUUGUGCUGACGUUUGAGAAGAGUCGCAAGCUUGGCCGCAGCUCACGGCGAGCGCAGAUGUUGGUGCACCCGGUGGGCUGCGGCUUCGAGUGCGCGGCGGGCGAUGAUCUCGUUCACACGGCCUCCAGCGGCAUCUACGGCGGUGAUACCUCCUCCCUGCACUCGUCCGCCAUCAACGGCGAGUCGGGCGACGGCGGACAUCACCCGGCAGCGACGGCAAUGUCGAAGAUACUGCGUAAGAGGGAGUCGUCCAAGCCGGCUGCGUCGCAUCUCGUCAUCACGAUCCAGCGACCGUUCACCCCGGACGAGGUCGGCUCCUCUUCGCAUGACAUGGAGGAGACGCUGAUGGCUGGUGCGCUGCUCACCGUCUCGUCGUCCUCGAAGGCGGCGUGGCUGCUCGUUGGUGGGAACGACGAGGCCAGCACCACAUCUCGAGCGAGCGCCGGCGUCAGCCAGGUGGCACACGAGUACGUGUUUCAGCUCUGCCAAUCCUCUCUCACGCUGGACAUUGAAAUGAAGAGUUCCAAGCACGUGCAGGAGGCGCUCCGCUUGUUGAAGAACAGCAUCCGACGUGCUACGCAAGCCGUGAAGAAGUCGAUGCUGAACGUGCACAUACCACCACCGUCGCGUUAG